AAUCGUCAUGAACUACAAUGGGGAAUAAGUUAGUCACGUUUACAGAACAACAAUUAGAAAACUAUCAGGACUGUACGUUCUUCACCAGAAAAGAGAUAUUAAGGGUUUUCAAAAGGUUUCGGGAAGUUCGUCCCGAUAUUGUUCCGAAACAAAUGAAGAAAAACGAGGCUAUUAGCAUAAGGAUCCCAUUAGAAGACAGUAUAGAAAAAAUUCCAGAGUUGCACGAAAAUCCUUUUAAAAAAAGGAUAUGCGAGGUAUUCUCCAGAGAUGGUAAAGGCAAUUUAUCCUUCGAGGAUUUCUUAGAUCUUCUUUCGGUUUUCAGCGAACAAGCACCGCGAGAUAUAAAAGUUUUUUACGCCUUCAGAAUCUAUGACUUUGAUAGUGAUCAACAUGUAGGACCUGAAGAUAUUGACCAAGCAUUGCUUCUGCUCACAAGAAACACUCAAGAACUGACUUCAGAUGAUAGACAACAAAUUGCUGAGAAAGUUAUUGAAGAAGCUGACGUAGACGGAGACGGGAAACUUUCUUACAUGGAAUUCGAACAUGUUAUUACUAGAGCUCCUGAUUUUCUAUCUACCUUUCAUAUACGAAUAUAAAUUGGUAUUCCAAUUUUUUCUCAACUUUUUAUAGUAUUAAAACAUAUUUUUUAGAAUAUUUUCUUAAAGACGGUCUACCCGAUAAUGAUUUGUAAAAUGUAUAGAAGCUGUUACUUAUGUAAAUGGUUAUUCAUUAUACUUUACCCACUCAAUAAUUAUCAAUGAUAUUGACUGGGAAAACUCCUUCCAAAAUUCUUGGCAUAUGGUGCAAGAUGACUUGAAUUUGUUUUCUAAUGUCAUGUCAUGUCUCCAAUCCUUCGGUUCUCACAGCUGAAAUACAAGCUAAGCCUAAUAAAGUCCUGUAAAAAUGAGUUGAAUCCCUUAACAAGUUUUGUCAUCUGUGACGGUGAGGCCAAAAAGUUACUUUGCUGCCAAAAAAAUAUUUUAUUAUUCUAAUAUAAUUGUUAAUUCUACACACUUGGUUUCCAAUUGUUUUAAAUCGUCAAAAAAUAAUUAGAUACGCAUUUGUCGCGUCGUGAAUUUUUAAUAAUAGGAGAUCUUUUGACCAGUAUUAACUAGGCACUAGAUGAGUAUUAAAACUAAUUUUGACUAAUGACAUUAAAAACAUGGUGGAAAGUAAAAAUAUAAUCAACGUAGUGAAUGUGUUGUCGUCAACCGCCCUAGUAAAUAGCGGACCUUGUUAAUACCUGCAUUUCCUGCACACAUAAGAAAGCAGGCUGCCUGCUUACCGGCAAUCGGCGCCGAUAAGCGCCGAUAAUUUAUUUAGCUUAUCAAUGGUUCUAGACGCUUGUGUCGGCGCCGGACGUGGUCACAUGAUUGUUAAAUAAUGAUGGAUAAUGAAAUUUUGAUCGCCGUAAUUUUGAGACCUGCCUUCUGGGACAAGCGACUAAAAUCUCACAGCAAUCGACAUGUUACGCAAAAGUUUUGGAACGAUAUAGCAGCCGAAAUAGGAUUAGAUGAGAACGUGCUACGAAAAAAUUGUGUUUGCGGAAUCAGUUUGCGAUGGAGUUAGGAAAAAUUCCCUAAUCUCGAUCAGGGAAUUUUCAUUCGCCCUUUUUUUUUUAAAAUAUAGUGAAAGUUAGAGUUUCCAGUGAAAAUUGAAGGGUAAAUACUGCAGCAAGUACACAAAUCGUAGGUGUUCAAGCUAAUUAAGAUCUUGUUAAUGAGGUUUCUGUUGACGAGUCGUCCAUCGAAAUACACACAUAACAAACAGAACAUAACACUGGAAUAAGCACUAAUGAAGCCCCCGAAACCGAUACAAAUGAUGGGAAAAACACAAUUCAUAUCGAACAAGCAGAAAAUAAUAACAAAAAGGCGAUAAAAAAGGGAAGCCCUGAGUUGUAAUGAUAAAAUUAUAAAAAUUGGGCAACAAACAUUGGAAUAUUUACAACACAAAGCUAAACGAUCGCGGGGUAGAUAAUCAUUAAUAUUUUUUUUUAAUUUUUGCUGUCCCAUGUACGUAAAAUACUAGCUAACGAAAUACUGUCAUUUUGAGGAUGCGUGCAAGAAAUUGUUAAGGUAUAUGCGUUUCUUCCUACUCUGACAGCUCAUAUGCUUCCUCAUCCACAUGUGCUGCACCAGUUUUACCAAUAUUUACACAUUCAAUAGUGGGUACACUUCAUGAUACAGAAUUGGGAAUUUAAAAGAAGGUGCCAUAUAAGUAUGGCUGUAAAAACCCAAAGCACCGGUGAAACGUCUUUAUUAUUUUUUACAAUUUACUGCAAGUGGAAUACACCACUUUUCCUUCCACAAUGUAGUCUUUUAUUUUUAUAAGAGUGCAAUUCUUUGAACAUUAUCUCACAUUGGUACUGAUAAAUCCACAACCCACCAUUUCGAAAGAUGUCUUCCAGGAAUGGUUUUCUCAUCGGUAUAAGUGCAUUGUAAAAUUUUAGUGAGCAUUUCCUUGAAAUGUCACCUCUAACUUUGUUUAUAUUAUAAUAAUCUAUCUCACUUUUUGAUGACACUCCUAUAUACAGUUAUUAACUAGACUUGUCGAAUCACAGAUGGGUCUUUCUUCUCCAACUUUUUUAAGAUAAGCGAAACCUGUACCUUUUUAAUUUGGGAUAUGUUUGUGUAGAAUAGAUAACGAUUGCUUUGAAAAAUUUAAAGAAAUAAUAUUUUAUAUUAGAACAUUUUCAAUGCUUGAGUAGUGAUGUCAUAGGAGCAUUUUCAAAUGCCGGGGCUCUAAACAAAACAAACUUCGUUUGCACUUAAUUUCCUAAAGGCGAAUAUAUCAGUUUACCUUCACUUUCUGGAGACGAUAACUUGUUAAUUGUGAUUGUAGGUUUUGAAGUAGUGUAAACAGUGUGUUCAGUAUUAAUAUCACCAACGGUUCCAGUCAUUCCAACUUAGUGAUAAACAAGUUGAUCACCUGACGAGGAAGGCCAGUGCAACUUCUUUUAUUGGAUCACAACCUUUACAAUACAAAAAAUCAUCAAGCUACGAUGAUAAAAAAGGAGGAAAACAAGAGAAAACCAGAAACAUGGAUAAAAAAGUUCUUCCAUUAAGUAAAGAGGAGCUAAAGAAAAUUUCUAGUGUGCUCACUGGAUACUGCCUAUUGAAGUACUACUCAAAGAAUAUUGGAAAAACUUCCGACAGGUCUUGUGAUUUCUGCAAGAAAUCAAAAACCAGAAAUAGCCUAGCUCCUUCUCGGUGAGUGCGGGACAGUCCAUCGACAAAGACUACGGUACUUACAUUCAUUAUUUGUAAAACCAGAAAGCGGAGUUAUAUUGUCCUCAGACAGAUAGCUAACUUUAUAAGUUCGGGGUAGACAUUAGAACAAUAAAUAUGUUAUGUUAGUCGAUUUAUCUAAUCUAAUCUAAUUCAAAAAUCAAGUAGGAACUGAAGUAUACUAAUUAACCUUUGUCAUAAUUGGAAACUGGCACAAAUCAGUCAGUCCAUUAAUUUUGUUGUGAUAAGCAAUUGAACAUCAUACUAAAUGUGGAGCAAUAAAGAAUAUCGGACAAAGUAUAAUGGAUGACGAAUAUCAGCGAUGAAAAAGAAAAUCGCGUUAAUUUCAUACUCCAAUUCAUCAUAGCUUAUACGAAAAUUUAUAACUACGGCUGAUACAACUUUGGUUGAUACUGGAUCACUGACUGAUAAAGAUACAUACAUGGAUAAAUUUGACGAGUGAACGUGAAUGAAUUAUUUAAUAAAAGACCACAAAUAAUGAAACCUACUUUUUGAUUUCUUAUGACUUUCAGUUUUUUAUAUUUGUUCAGCACUUCAGGUGAAAAACGCUG
Diorhabda sublineata is the source of this 3799-nucleotide messenger RNA. It is a transcript of the gene Cib2, whose product is annotated as calcium and integrin-binding family member 2. The transcript is spliced from 6 exons. The coding region runs from base 18 to 596 and encodes 192 amino acids. Gene Ontology annotation, molecular function: calcium ion binding. Lineage: Eukaryota; Metazoa; Arthropoda; Insecta; Coleoptera; Chrysomelidae. The record is from RefSeq and is a predicted model, not a curated record.